Messenger RNA from Drechmeria coniospora, 2607 nucleotides. RefSeq lists its product as uncharacterized. The coding region runs from base 1 to 2607 and encodes 868 amino acids. The record is from RefSeq and is a predicted model, not a curated record. The transcript is spliced from 2 exons. Gene Ontology annotation, cellular component: intracellular membrane-bounded organelle; vesicle; cytoplasm. Gene Ontology annotation, molecular function: clathrin binding. Gene Ontology annotation, biological process: clathrin coat disassembly; clathrin-dependent endocytosis. NCBI's taxonomy places the organism in Eukaryota, Fungi, Ascomycota, Sordariomycetes, Hypocreales, Ophiocordycipitaceae.
AUGGACGAUCUCUCGGCCAUCGAUUGGUCCAAACCCUCAGGCUCGGCCUUGGGCUCGGGCCUUGAGCCCAAAUCCAGCGCGAACCCGUCGUAUCCGCCGCUGCGUCCAACGCCAUCCCCCCUGGCCUCUGGUCGCAAUACGCCAUUGCCUGCACAAGGCUCGGCUGGCUCGCCGUCGAGGCCACCGCCUCCAAAGUCGGACCAGGACAGCUUCAGCCAUUUGUUGAGCUUCGUGCCCGCAAAGACGCCGCAGAGCCUGACGCUCGCCGAACGGCAAGCCCAGCUCGAGGCCGACAAGAGGAAAAAGGCGGAGGAGCAGAGGAAACAGGCGGAGGCCCAGUUUGGGAGCGGGCAGCAGUUGGAUGCCUUGGGCUCGCGCCCCUUCACGCCGAGUCCGAGCUUCCAGUCGACCGUGGUCCCCAACGGAGCCAAGAAGGCGGAUGACGACCUGCUUGCAAACUUCCAAAAAGGCACCAAGGUCGACAAGCCGACCCUCCACCCGCCGCCCGAAUCUUCCAAGACGUCGACGCCGGGGAGCGACGCACGAAGCUCGACCCAUCCCAAGGCCUGGGGUUCGGCGACGGGGUCCAGCGGCAACAGCUUCGCCGCCGAGGAUGACGAUCCUUUCGGCCUAAACGAGCUCAAACCCGGCAGUGCCCCGCCCGUGCCGGCACCGCCGAACGCGGCCGAAGAUGAUGACUUCCUGGGCGAUCUUGCGAGACCGGUAGACGAGGUUCGAAAGAAGCAGCAGCAGGCGGCACUGCCCGACCCCGGACCGGCCACCAAGAACGCAGGCCCCGGCUCGUCCGAAAAUGCGAGACGGGGAAGCAAACCGGGAGCGGACAAGGAGACGGAUAGAGCCAUCGCGGAGCUCCUCGACUACGGCUUCACCCUCGAGCAGGCGAGGCAAGGCCUGGCCAGGAGCGGCGGCGGACUCAACGUCGAGGCCGCCGCCAACUGGCUCUUGGACGACGCACACCGAAAGUCGAAAGCAAAGUCACAGGCCGGAGCCUCAUCCCACACUCGGGGCCGCAGCUCAAGCCUGCUCGAGCAAGGGGCCGCCGCCGACUUUACCAAGUCCGCCGCUGCGGUGGGGAGCAGCCUGUUCAAGACGGCCAACUCGCUGUGGAAGACGGGCCAGAAGAAGAUGCAACGGGCCGUCGCCGACUUUCAUCACGAAGGAGGGGACCCAAGCGAGCCCAAGUGGAUGCGCGACGCUCGUGCGCAUGAGUCGAGGCAGAUGAGCUCGCAAGCCACCGACGAGGCCCUCGUCCUCGAGGCGGCCGCCAGAUCAAGGCCGAGCCGCCCCAACAACCGGCCCUUGCUAGCCCCGUCGUCGGGCAGCCAGGCCCGGAGCAGGUCGGCACCGCGCUGGCAGCAGCACUCCACGUCCCCUGUCACGGCCGGGGCGAGAUCCAGACUCGACAGGCUCGGAUCGGACGACGACAGCUUCGCCCCGCACGUCAGCGCAAGCAGGAGGAAGAAGGCGGCUCCUCCGUCCGAGCCCGAGGCGAGCAGACGGGAGUCGGUGCCCGAUCUGAUCUUCACGUCGGAGGCCCCCAAAGCGCACGAGCCGGUUGCCCAUCGUCCGGCACGCGCACAACCACAGCCGCUCGCACGCCAGAAUGGACAGCCGCAAACUACACUAGCCGCCGCCGCAAGUCGCACGAGGCCGCCACCGGCGCGCCAAGUGCCGGCAGUCGACCCUUCCGCCCUGCAGAGUUCUGCGAAGCAUCGACUGAUGGGGACGGCGCAUUUCAAGCGUGGCGACUACGCCAUGGCCCAUUCGUCUUACACAUCCUCGAUGUCGUCUAUCCCUCCUGCCCACCCCUUGAUGAUCGUCCUGCUCACCAACCGAGCGCUGACGGCGUUGAAAACGGGGGAGCCGAAGCAGGCCGUGUCCGAUGCCGACGACGCCCUCAAGAUCAUCGGGCCCGGGAAAGGGCAAGGGGAAGGCGUGAGCGUGCAGGGAAACGACGGCGAGGAAGAGAAGAAGGACAUGAAGGAGCUCUACGGCAAGGCGCUGAGCCGCAAAGCCGAAGCUCUGGAGCAGAUGGAGAAGUGGGCCGAAGCCGGUGCCGUCUGGCAGCAAUGCGUCGAGGCUGGCGCGGGCGGAUCGACGGCGGUCAAGGGUCGACAGCGAUGCCAGGAUGCGCUCGCGCCAAAGCCGGCCAAGGCCGCGCCGAAGCCGACGGCGAAGCCCAGGCCGAAGCCCUCUGCUGCGGCGUCCCAGAAGAGCUCCGAGGCUGUCACGCGGCUCCGCGAGGCGAAUGAGGCGGCGGCGAAGGACGACGACGAGAGGUUUGCCCUCACCGACAAGAUCGACGCCCGAGUGGCUGCCUGGCGGGACGGAAAGAGGGACAACCUUCGAGCCCUGCUGGGCAGCCUCGACAAGGUGCUUUGGGAGAACAGCGGGUGGAAGAGCGUUGGGCUGCACGAGCUCGUCAUGGCGAACAAGGUCAAGAUUUCGUACAUGAAGGCCAUUGCCAAAACGCACCCAGACAAGCUUCCACAAGACGCGAGCACCGAAGUCCGGCUCAUUGCCGGCGUCGUCUUCAGCACCCUCAACGAGAGCUGGGACAAGUUCAAGGCCGAGAACGGGCUUUGA